AAUUUCUAUAUAUGACAGAAAAAAUACAUAGUGUUUUCUUCAAUCAAUCAUAUCUGACGAAACGAUGAAUUUCUAUUACAUUAUUUUGACUAUCGCCCUCUUCCAGGUCGUCAAAGCCAGGUCAGUGGCGGAUUUCGAAGAUAUGAAGGGCCUGAUCCUCGGGGAUGAAAUGGUCCUGCAACCCCCAAUCCAAAGCCUGUCCAUCUUCGACUCCUGUUUGAAUUUGAGCACCAGUUUGGAGGACGCGUUGCAUCUCUCCUGGAAGAUGAUCUCCUGGGCCUAUGAAAAGUCGCAGGUGAUCAGCUCAGAUCUCGUCAAAAUUUCUGAAUGCACUGGUUUCACAACCAUCCCCUGCAUCCAAGGACACCUCUCAGAAUUAAAAAAAGACCUCGGCGGGUUGACUACACCGAUCAGAAAGUUCCAACACGAUGCCUCGAAGCUCUUGUGGGAAAUAAAGGACGAAGUGCUUUCCUGUAUAUAAAACAAUUACGAAACACACAUGUAUAAUAUACUGUAAAUAAUUCUAAUUGAACAAAAACAAUAUACUUUUCAUUAUUUUC
Cimex lectularius (bed bug) is the source of this 560-nucleotide messenger RNA. RefSeq lists its product as uncharacterized. The transcript is spliced from 2 exons. Lineage: Eukaryota; Metazoa; Arthropoda; Insecta; Hemiptera; Cimicidae. Bases 65 to 481 code for a protein of 138 amino acids. The record is from RefSeq and is a predicted model, not a curated record.